AUGAGAAAUCAUACGUCACUUACCAAAUUCAUCCUCUUGGGACUGACAGAAGACCCCCAACUGCAAAUUCUGAUUUUUAUAUUUCUACUUAUCACCUACAUGUUAAGUGUAACUGGAAACCUGACCAUCAUUAUCCUCACCUUAGUGGAUUCCCACCUUAAAACUGCCAUGUACUUUUUUCUCCAAAAUUUCUCCUUCCUAGAACUCUCAUUCACCUCUGCCUGUAUUCCUAGAUUCUUGUACAGUAUAUCAACAGGUGACAGAGCCAUUACCUAUAAUGCUUGUGCAUGCCAAUUAUUUUUUACAUACCUCUUUGGAAUAACAGACUUUUUUCUCCUGGCCACCAUGUCCUAUGAUCGAUAUAUAGCCAUCUGCAAACCUCUACAUUAUAUGACCAUCAUGAACCCCAGGGUCUGCAAAAGGCUCAUCUUUUGCUGUUGGAUGACCACUUUGCUGAUCAUGCUUCCACCACUCAGCUUGGGACUAAAUCUGGAAUUCUGUGACUCUAAUGUCAUUGACCACUUCGUUUGUGAUGCUAACCCUCUCCUGAAGAUCUCAUGCUCAGACACAUGGUUCGUAGAGCAGAUAAUUAUUGUCUGCUGUGUGUUGACCUUUAUCAUGACUCUUGUGUGUGUGGUUUUGUCCUAUGUAUAUAUCAUCAGAACCAUUCUAAGAUUCCCCACUGCCCAGCAAAGGAAAAAGGCCUUUUCUACAUGUUCUUCCCAUAUUAUUGUGGUUUCUAUCACCUAUGGCAGCUGUAUCUUUAUAUAUGUCAAACCCUCAGCAAAAGAUGAAAUGGCCAUCAAUAAGGGAGUAUCAAUACUCACUACUUCCAUUUCCCCCAUGUUAAACCCAUUUAUUUACACUCUUAGGAACAAGCAAGUGAAACAAGCCUUUAAUGAUUUAGUCAAAAGAUUUAUAUUGCUCUCAAAGAACUAG
Molecule: messenger RNA, 939 nt
Organism: Lemur catta (Ring-tailed lemur)
Lineage: Eukaryota; Metazoa; Chordata; Mammalia; Primates; Lemuridae
Product: olfactory receptor 6C2-like
Exons: 1
Coding region: 1-939 (312 amino acids)
Biological process (GO): G protein-coupled receptor signaling pathway
Cellular component (GO): membrane
Molecular function (GO): G protein-coupled receptor activity; olfactory receptor activity
Source: RefSeq, a predicted model, not a curated record